Messenger RNA from Microstroma glucosiphilum, 1780 nucleotides. Its product is annotated as putative PPG1-phospho protein phosphatase PPG catalytic chain. Bases 397 to 1335 code for a protein of 312 amino acids. The transcript has 3 exons. Lineage: Eukaryota; Fungi; Basidiomycota; Exobasidiomycetes; Microstromatales; Microstromataceae. Gene Ontology annotation, molecular function: protein serine/threonine phosphatase activity. Gene Ontology annotation, biological process: peptidyl-serine dephosphorylation. The record is from RefSeq and is a predicted model, not a curated record. Gene Ontology annotation, cellular component: FAR/SIP/STRIPAK complex.
GUAGUGGCAGGCACAUACCUCUUUCAGCAUCAUCUUCCAACGUCUGUGGCCUUUCCACAGCAUUACCCUUUCAUCCUCUUGAUACCCGCAAGGCAUAGCCUUCACUACCUUGCCGCAUCUGAGCUUGCCGUUGCUACCCCUCCUCACACCCUGCUGCGAUCUGGCGCGUCUCCGCUUGCCACCUUCGGAAGAGCAUAUACGGAAGGCAGACCUUCCUGACCCUCUCAAGAAGUAUUGCGUACGACGCAAGACUCUCUAGUACACAUCAUUCGUCUACUUUGGCUACGUACCUUCAUACCCCCUCCAGGAUCAGGACCCAUCGGCUCGCAGCAGCAAGGUACGCCUCGCCUCGCCUCACCUCUCUGAGGCAGCUCGUCCUACUGCCUGCUCCACAAGAUGCCUUUCGACCUAGACUCGUGCAUCUCCACGCUGCUACGGAAGCAGCUCCUGGGGGAGCCGCUCCUGAAGGAGAUAUGUGAGAAGACAAAGGAGCUGCUCAUGAGGGAGGGUAAUGUGGUACAUAUCAGCGCGCCGGUGACUGUAGUGGGGGAUAUUCAUGGCCAAUUCUACGACCUGAUAGAGAUCUUUCGGAUAGGUGGCUAUUCACCGCAUACCAACUACCUCUUCCUGGGAGACUACGUCGAUCGGGGUCUCUUCUCAGUGGAGACAAUCAGUCUCCUGACAUGUCUGAAGUUGCGGUAUCCGGAUAGAGUGCAAUUGAUCAGAGGCAACCACGAGAGCAGGGCAGUGACACAGACAUAUGGCUUCUAUACCGAGUGUACGCGCAAGUACGGUGGCUCAACAAAAGUCUGGCAGUACUUCACAGACAUGUUUGACUUUCUCACCCUCUCCGUCGUAAUCGACGACCGCAUCUUCUGUGUGCACGGCGGUCUCUCCCCCUCUGUUCACUACAUCGAUCAAAUCAAGAUCAUCGAUCGGUUCCGCGAGAUUCCGCACGAGGGUCCGAUGGCCGACUUGGUUUGGUCAGAUCCAGAUCCGGACAAGGAAGAAUUCGCAAUCUCACCUAGAGGGGCGGGCUAUACUUUUGGGGCCACUGUCGUCUCCCAUUUCCUAGAGCGCAACGGGAUGAACCACAUCCUUCGAGCUCACCAAUUAUGCAUGGAGGGAUUCUCGGUCUUGUACGACGAUAAGCUCAGCACAGUCUGGAGCGCACCGAAUUACUGCUACCGAUGUGGGAAUAUGGCUUCCAUCCUGGAGGUGGGGCCGGGAGGGACAAAGCACUUCAAUACAUUCAUGGCUGCGCCGGAGAAUGAACACGAUGGACCGGCACAAGCCGGCCAGCAAAAGCACGACGCUGUGGACUAUUUCCUAUGAUGGGUGGGAAGUUGGCACGUUGCGCUUGUACGUGCUCAGCAUAGCCCUCAAGAGCAACGAUUUCGAGUCCCGCUCCAGAAAUGGGCUGUACUCAAGAGGGUCGUGGAAUGCAGUCGACUCCCCUGUCAGGCUGACCUACUGGCUCCAGUGGCAGCCUCGCUCGCUCGCCAUUCAAGAUGCGACAUCUCCGACCUUUGAUCAAGCCCUGAAGUAGGGGACCAGCCAGGAUGCCGUUGGCCUUGGUCACGUAUGCAGCACAAAGCAUCAGCAGCAGCAGCAGCUUGUAGAGGAGGUCCAUCAUCAUUAUGAUCCGAUAGUGCAAUGUAGAUACCAUGGUGAAGACCCGUUGAGCCGGGCCCCUCCCGCCAACGAUCAAAAUGAGCAAACGAGAGCAAACAUGGUGUGAAGUGCGCUUGCGAGUGAUGUUUUGCGAAGAAGGAUGCGC